UGGUUUUCUACCUCCAAUCACUUCACAUUAAUGUCCAUUACCACUCCCCUCUCUUUCCACUUUGUCUUUCUUGCCCAGCCAAGACCUUCUCCCCCUCUCUCUCCACAAAACCUCCCUCUUCAUUUCUGUAAUUAACACCGAGAAACCUAAGUCAUAGUUUUUUUCAUUUUAUGUGUUACUCAGCUCAUCUCCGAUAGGAUCAUCACCCCAAGUUCACUAAGCUUUUUGGGCUGUUCCAUCUCCAGAUCCUGGAGAUAUCAGAUUAUCACACAGGUACUGCAGAUACUCAGUCAGUCACCUGUGUUUUCAAGAUUUUCAGUUUUUUUUGGAGUUUUCUUGAAAUGAAAAGUCUUCAGAUGAUUUGCAGUGAAAAAGAUCUGCUCCACACAUAGAUAGCUAUCUAGCUACCUGAUACAUAUUUACCCCUACCCAACCCAACUAUCUUGUUCCUCUAACCAGAUCAGAGAUUCCUAGCUCCUGAAAAGUUAAUUCACCUUAGAUUAUCCAAAUUUAUAUAUAAACACCUACUGUAUAUUCCAUAUCACUUGACAAAAAAGGCCAAACAAGAAACAAGAAAAGAACUCCCACCUACAUAGCUAGCUGCUGUCUGUUGAACAUUGAUUUUUCUUUUUUUAGUUACCUACUAAAAUACCCACCCACCCACCCAUGGAUUUCAUUGCUCCACUUCACCAUAAUCUUGAUUCCGGGAUCAUCAACCAGACCGGGCCGGCCGGUUCCCUGACGACCUCAUCCUCCUCCUCCGCCGUCCUCGACCCCUCUCAGCCAGCACCGCCUCAGCUCAGCCGGUACGAGAACCAGAAGCGCCGCGACUGGAACACCUUCUGCCAGUACCUCCGCAACCACCGACCACCGCUAGCCCUCCCUCUCUGCAGCGGGGCCCACGUCCUCGAGUUCCUCCGCUACCUCGACCAGUUCGGGAAGACUAAGGUUCACAACCACAACUGCCCCUUCUUCGGGAUGCCCAACCCGCCCGCGCCUUGCCCCUGCCCGCUCCGGCAAGCUUGGGGAAGCCUCGACGCGCUCAUCGGCCGCCUCCGCGCCGCCUACGAGGAGCACGGCGGAAAGCCAGAGUCGAACCCGUUUGGCGCCAGGGCUGUGCGGCUCUUCCUCCGGGACGUCCGGGAUUUUCAGUCAAAGUCUAGAGGGGUCAGCUACGAGAAAAAGCGGAAGCGACCGGCGGCGGCAGCAUCGGGUAAGCGUAGUUCAGCGGCGGAUCAUCCUCAGCCGCCGAGUAAUCCCGCCGUCGGACCUUUUUGCGGACACCCAUCGAACAAUUUUCUGCAGUAGAGUAAACUUUGAAUAGUAGCUUUCUGCAAAAUAUUAAUAUUGAAACCCCGCCUUUUUGGUCUCUGAUGCUAUUAUAAAUCAUCACUAUAAUACUAUAUAUAUAUCCUCUUAACUGUUUCUUAAAUUUGUAUUCUCCUUCUGUUUUUUUUUUUAAUUUACUCAACGAAAAUGGAUAUUAGGGCUUUGAUUUUUUUCUUGCAAAUUUGCAUGGUUUCUAUCAAACCUGAUACCACUCAUUUGUAAUUAAAUGUAGAGUGGUAUAAUAGUUACUCCAUAUUAUACUCCCCCUGCAUUAUUUACAUGUUUAAUUAUAAUUUACUUGAUCAUUUAUUAAGAUUAGUUUAUAAAACAUCGUUAUUGGUUUUGCC
Molecule: messenger RNA, 1676 nt
Organism: Cuscuta europaea
Lineage: Eukaryota; Viridiplantae; Streptophyta; Magnoliopsida; Solanales; Convolvulaceae
Source: the annotation of a GenBank genome assembly